ACAGAAGAUCACUGCCUCUCUCCAGGUAGCCCUCUCUACCUGGUAGCCAGGUUCCAAUGAUCAUUCCCUCCCUCCUUCCACGCGGGCCAGGGGUCUACUACUAGCCUCGGAGUACUGCAUCACCCUGUGGUUUCCCUACCCUCUGCCUGCACUUUUGUAAAUUGUCCCUUUAGUAAGCCUUCUCAGAUGAUCCUAAUCUGAGUAUGUCUUUAAUUUCCUGCUGGGACCCUGACUGAUACAGCCCUGGGAUUCCUGGGAUGCCCCAGUUUGCAAUCAGCAACCCCAUCAUUCCACAAGCAGUCCUGGCUCUGGGCCUGGGAAGCAUGGGCAGAACCAUGUAUCCCCACAGCCCCUACCUCUGAUCCCAGGCUGGCAUGAGACCACUCUCCACAGGCUUUUGUUCCACUCCAGCCCACUGUCCAGCCUUCCAGGGUUCCGAGUCCAAGCAGCACAGGCUGGAGCCUCAUUCCCCCAGGGCGCUCCUCCUUUGUGACUUCACCCACUGAAGUCACCUGGGAGACAAUGCUGAACAUUCCACCCCAGAGUCUUGGCCUCUAGGAGGCAGGGACAGCGGGCCGGCCAGCCCAGAGGACUCUCUGUCCACAGUGUAAAUGAGGACACCGCCCAUGUCCCGCAGGGAUGUAGAGGGCAGCCCCAGAGGCACUGGGCGCUCCCAGCACCAUGGAUGACGCUGCCGUCCUCAAGCGAAGAGGCUACAUCAUGGGGAUAAAUUUGGGGGAGGGCUCAUAUGCAAAAGUCAAGUCCGCUUACUCUGAGCGCCUGAAGUUCAAUGUGGCAGUCAAGAUCAUCGACCGCAAGAAAGCCCCAACAGACUUCUUGGAGAAAUUCCUUCCCCGGGAAAUUGAGAUUCUGGCCAUGCUAAACCACCGCUCCAUUGUCAAGACCUACGAGAUCUUCGAGACUUCUGACGGCAAGGUCUACAUCGUCAUGGAGCUCGGGGUCCAGGGUGACCUCCUCGAGUUCAUCAAAACCCGGGGAGCCCUGCACGAGGACGAUGCGCGCAAGAAGUUCCACCAGCUCUCCUCCGCCAUCAAGUACUGCCAUGACCUGGAUGUCGUCCACCGAGACCUCAAGUGCGAGAACCUUCUCCUCGACAAGGACUUCAACAUCAAGCUGUCUGACUUUGGCUUCUCCAAGCGCUGCCUGCGGGAUGACAGCGGCCGACUGACAUUGAGCAAGACCUUCUGUGGGUCCGCGGCAUACGCAGCCCCCGAAGUGCUACAGGGCAUCCCCUACCAGCCCAAGGUGUAUGACAUCUGGAGCCUGGGUGUGAUCCUCUACAUCAUGGUCUGCGGCUCCAUGCCCUACGACGACUCUAACAUUAAGAAGAUGCUGCGCAUCCAGAAGGAACACCGCGUCAACUUCCCCCGCUCCAAGCACCUGACGGGUGAGUGCAAGGACCUCAUCUACCGCAUGCUUCAGCCAGAUGUCAACCGGCGGCUGCACAUUGACGAGAUCCUCAGCCACUGCUGGGUGCAGCCCAAGGCACGAGGCCUAUCCUCUGUGGCCAUCAACAAGGAGGGGGAGAGCUCCCGGGGCACUGAGUCCUCAUGGACCCCUGACUGCACCCCUGACAAAAAGUCUGCCACCAAGCUGGAGCCACGAGAAGAGGCUGGGCCCAAGACAAGCCCUGAGGAGGAGCCAGUGGAAGUGUCGAGGCAGUCAGAGACCCUGGGCUUUGAUGGUGAGCAUAUGGCCAGUGAGCCCGAGGAGAGGGCUCCCCAGCCCCCACAGCAGCCUUCAGAGAUGCACAGCCAGUGA
Molecule: messenger RNA, 1782 nt
Organism: Trichechus manatus latirostris (Florida manatee)
Lineage: Eukaryota; Metazoa; Chordata; Mammalia; Sirenia; Trichechidae
Gene: TSSK1B
Product: testis specific serine kinase 1B
Exons: 1
Coding region: 682-1782 (366 amino acids)
Biological process (GO): protein phosphorylation; intracellular signal transduction
Cellular component (GO): cytoplasm
Molecular function (GO): protein serine/threonine kinase activity; ATP binding
Source: RefSeq, a predicted model, not a curated record